This is a messenger RNA of Sporothrix brasiliensis 5110, 1179 nucleotides long. Its product is annotated as GDP-mannose transporter. Gene Ontology annotation, cellular component: Golgi apparatus. The transcript is spliced from 4 exons. NCBI's taxonomy places the organism in Eukaryota, Fungi, Ascomycota, Sordariomycetes, Ophiostomatales, Ophiostomataceae. The record is from RefSeq and is a predicted model, not a curated record. Bases 1 to 1179 code for a protein of 392 amino acids. Gene Ontology annotation, biological process: transmembrane transport. Gene Ontology annotation, molecular function: antiporter activity; GDP-mannose transmembrane transporter activity.
AUGACGAACGUCUCGGAUAAGAAGAACGAGGACUAUGUCGUCCGGAUGUCUGACCAGAAUGACUACCCGGGCCGUCCAAACCCGCUCAGAAGCUACCACGCGGGCUCGCCCUCCGCGGGCGCGUCGAAGAUCGACUUGUCUCGUGUUGAGAACAGCCCGCUUCUCGCCAUCCUUGCCUACUGCAUCGCGUCGAUCAGCAUGACUGUGGUCAACAAGUUCCUGGUAUCGGGAAGCGACUGGAACAUGAAUUUCUUGUACCUUGCCAUUCAGUCUGUGGUCUGCGUCAUUUGCAUCCGCGGCAUGUGGCUGUUCAACCUGCUACAGUUGGAGACGUUCUCGUGGAACAAGGCCAAGUCAUUCACGCCCAUCUCCGCCCUCCUUGUCGGCAUGAUCUACACUGGUGCCCAGGCUCUGCAGUUCCUCUCGGUGCCCGUCUACACGAUUUUCAAGAACUUGACCAUUAUCGUCAUUGCCUACGGCGAGCUGAUCCUGUUCGGCAACACCAUCACACCCCUGACCCUGGUGUCGUUCGGCCUCAUGGUUUUCAGCUCUGUCGUUGCCGCCUGGGCCGAUGUCCGUGCUGCUCUUGGCGGCGCACACCCGGCCGUGGCCAACGAGGCCGUCUCGACUCUCAACCUCGGCUACGCCUGGAUGGGUGCCAAUGUCUUUUGCUCCGCCACUUUCCUCAUCGGCAUGCGCAAGAUGAUCAAGAAGCUGGGCACCAAGGACAAGGACACCAUGCUCUACAACAACUUGAUGAGCGUUCCGAUUCUGCUUGUCUUCUCCUUAAUUGUUGAGGACUGGUCUGCCGAGAACCUGGCGCGCAACUUCCCGGAAGAGACCCGCACGAACCAGAUGAUUGGUAUCUUCUACUCGGGAUUCAUGGCUGUCGCGAUCUCGUACUGCUCUGCUUGGUGUGUUCGCGUUACGUCUUCGACCACGUAUUCGAUGGUCGGUGCUCUCAACAAGCUGCCCAUUGCGGUGAGCGGUCUCAUCUUCUUCGAUGCCCCAGUGACAGUGGGCAGCGUAUCGGCUAUUGCGAUAGGAUUCGUCAGCGGUCUCGUCUACGCCUGGGCCAAGAUCCGCCAAACCGCGGCAGAGGCUCUCAAGCUACCCACGACCAACCAACCCGUGAUGAGCGCGAGCUCCCAGAGUGCUAAGGAUGCUGCCAAUGCUUAA